Messenger RNA from Funneliformis geosporum, 429 nucleotides. The record is from the annotation of a GenBank genome assembly. NCBI's taxonomy places the organism in Eukaryota, Fungi, Glomeromycota, Glomeromycetes, Glomerales, Glomeraceae.
UCAACUCCAUUGGAAUUACAAAAACGUCAAGACCAACUUAGCGGCUUUAAAAUUUGCGAUGGCAAUUAUCCAGUCACAAUUAAUACAUUCACCUGUAAUCCAAAUCCUAUUAUCCUUGGGCACAAUCUUGCACUCCGAUUCGCUGGUGUAGCAAAUGCAGCUAUUGAAGAUGGUUCAAUAUUAAGUUUUUAUCACCAAAGUGGUAAUGCUGAACUUGUACAAGAUUUUUGUAAGGAUUAUGCUGAACAAAGUGCAUACAAAUGUCCAAUUGUGGGGUCUUUCGACUUGACUUCAAUUGUAUUUUUGGAUAGUCCUCCUGAUGAACCUAAAAAUGUUACUGAAAAGCUAUAUACUAAAAUUAUACUUUCUAAUCCAGAUGGAACAAAUUUGUUUUGUAUCGAGGGAUAUGCUGUAAUUUACCAUCCCUGA